Molecule: messenger RNA, 1096 nt
Organism: Tilletiaria anomala UBC 951
Lineage: Eukaryota; Fungi; Basidiomycota; Exobasidiomycetes; Georgefischeriales; Tilletiariaceae
Product: Coq4-domain-containing protein
Exons: 2
Coding region: 90-1028 (312 amino acids)
Biological process (GO): ubiquinone biosynthetic process
Cellular component (GO): mitochondrial inner membrane; mitochondrion
Source: RefSeq, a predicted model, not a curated record
UAUGAACCUUCACCGGGCAACCCGCUCCCGCCUUCCCUGCUCAUAAGGUUAGACAUAUCUUCGCUGCCAUACAGUGUGGUCAUAUCUCCAUGGCCAAGAUGGUCCGUUCUUCCGUGCAGAUCCUGUGGCAAACAGCUCGGCCAAACUGGGUCAACGCGUCACCAUCUACGUUGAUCCGGUGCGCCGCCUGCAGGUACAUAUCCUCCUCCGCCACAUCGUCUUUGUCAACGACCACUUCCUUGGGAGCAGGCACAUCGCAGGAGCGGCAACCGCUGUAUGAGGGACACAUACAUUUGUCACCCGUACAAAGGGCAUUCAUGGCCGUAGGGUCAGCGCUCGCUUCGUUUCACAAGCCCGCGCGAGCCGACAUGAUCGCUGUCCUCUCCGAAGUCAGCGGCCAGGCAUUCUUACCAAAACUCAGGGAUCAGAUGCUGCAGUCGGACGAAGGGCGCCGUCUUCUCAUCCAAAGGCCAGCCAUCAAUUCGGAGACGGUCGAUAUGAACUACCUCAGAAGCUUGAAGGAAGGCACAUUUGGGAAGGCGUACGUCGAUUGGCUAGACUGGUGCGCCGUGUCACCGGACACUCGUGAACCGGUGCGCUAUAUCGAUGACACGGAGCUUCGAUAUGUCAUGCAGCGGUACCGUGAAUCGCACGACUUUUAUCACCUACUCUGCCGUAUGCCGGUGUCACAGAUGGGCGAGACGGUCGUCAAGUACUUUGAGGCCGCGCAUUUCGGCUUGCCCGUCGCAUAUUUGUCUUCUAUCGCUGGUCCAACGCGGCUCUCCAUACAGGAGCUCAGCCUCUUGCCGCGACUCGUCAGCUGGGCGACGAACUUGGGCAGGACAGCCAGACCGCUGAUCGGUGUAUAUUGGGAAGAGAAGUGGGAAUUACCUUUUGAUCAGGUCAGGAAGGAUCUCGGCAUGACAGAACCUCCCACCACCUUGCCAUACGAGCCGCGUCGAGGCAAGUCACGCAAGCCGGCUUGGCCGACUCGAAUCGUCGAGGCGCAAACGUCGAGCAGAUCUUGAACAGCGCAAGGAAUGUGACAAUAUUAAAAUGACCUGUAUUCUACCCACACAUUCGCAUGUAUCACGAC